Molecule: messenger RNA, 2443 nt
Organism: Saccoglossus kowalevskii
Lineage: Eukaryota; Metazoa; Hemichordata; Enteropneusta; Harrimaniidae
Product: carboxyl-terminal PDZ ligand of neuronal nitric oxide synthase protein-like
Molecular function (GO): nitric-oxide synthase binding
Source: RefSeq, a predicted model, not a curated record
GCCGGAAGUCAUAAUCAUGUUCAAAUAUUCAAACAACUUAGUAGAGUUCGGUCUGGAUCUCCCCUCAUAGUCGGUCAUUGGUCGUUACGGAAAGGAUUAUCAGUUGUUCGUACAGCGUAUAAGUACCCGAGUCGAGACUACGAUGAAUGUGCGCCACGAGCUGACCGGAAAACUAGUUUUCAAAACUUGGCUUCUUUCACGGUGGAUAAGCUUGUUGCAUUGAAUUGAUCGUCAAUCUACACUUAUGAAAGGCGUGGGACCAAGGCUGUUUGCUGUUCUUUAAAAGUUUGUAUUUGACCGUAAAACAGCCGUAAAACAAAAACUGCUAAAAUAGUGACGCCGUUCACACGUAUUGUCACUGUUGACUGGCGUACGCACGAUUCGGUAAGAGUCAACGGAAUCCGUGGCUACCUUCUUUUGUAAUCGACAAUACGAUUUUACUUCAGCGGAGAUUGGACUUAAACACGCGCAACACAGUGCAUCGCCGAAAAUGCCGUCGAAAAAGAACAAGUACAAUUUGGUAGAGGACACAUACGACUCGCGAAUACCUCUUCACAACGAAGAAGCUUUCCAGCAUGGUCUAAAGUUUCAAGCCAAGUACAUCGGUACUCUUGAUGUGCCACGGCCAAGCAGCAGAAUCGAAAUCGUGGCAGCGAUGCGAAGAAUUAGGUAUGAAUUCAAAGCAAAGGCAAUCAAAAAGAAAAAAGUGAACAUUGUGAUAUCAGUGGAUGGCAUCAAAGUUAUUGUCAGAAAAAAGAAGAAGAAAAAGAAACAAUGGACUUGGGAUGAGAACAAACUGAUGGUUAUGCACCAUCCAAUAUAUAGGGUUUUUUACGUGUCCCAUGAUUCUCAAGACCUGAAAAUAUUCAGUUUCAUAGCGAGAGAUGGUGCCACCAAUGUAUUUAAGUGCAAUGUAUUUAAAUCUCACAAAAAAAGUCAAGCAAUGAGAAUAGUACGUACCAUUGGACAGGCUUUUGAGGUGUGUCAUAAAUUGAGUCUUCUUCAUGCUGCUGCGGCCGCUGAUGGUGCAGACGGUGAGAGCGACAAAGCCGACGAGAAGCUAUCACCAAAGAAAGGAAGGGGUUCACGAUCUGCUGAUGGUGGAAUCGCAGAUGAUAUUGAUAAUGUGGAAGAGACUGACAUUGAUGCAGAUGAUGAUACCCCACAUACAUUGGCAGCUGCCAUGGCAACACCCCAAGGAUACUUAUCAGGCAGAGCAACUGAUUUGGAUGCAUUCAAAGGAACACCAGUUUCUCUUGCCGGACGCUUCAGAUCAAAUCAAAUGGAGAGUACAAUGUUAACGACACCUUUGAUGUCUCCGCCCUUGCUGCGAGCAGAAAACGAGGGGUCACUGAGUAUGUAUCAUCACAAACAGCUCCUGCAUCAGCAAUUGCAGCAGCAACAGCAGCAGACACAAGUAGCGAUCGCCCAAGUGCAUCUCCUAAAGGAUCAAUUAGCUGCCGAGACCGCAGCUCGAAUCGAAGCACAGCUGAUUUGUCAAUUGCAAGAUGCUGAAACGAGAGAACAACGAUCAUUCGAUCGCAACACAACAUCGGAUAACAACACAUCAUUCCAUUUACAAAGUGAGAUAGUAACAGAUCCUACCACGCCAAGGCCGGAAUUGCCGUAUAUGCCAGAAUUUUCUGUCAUUGAUCAAACAUUUCCGGAGAGCAUGCUGAGUGGAGAUUCCCACGAAGUGUUUGCAAAUAGUAAUUUCAAUGGUACACUGGAUAAUACAGUAGUCAAUUUGAAUACAGACGGCUCGACAAGCGGAAGUGUUAAUAAUUCUGAACAUAACGAUAAACUUGAAGACAGCUUGAAACGAUUGAAUAUCUGUAACUCGCAAUAUUGCGGUGAACAAAACAAUUGUGGGGAUGUGCAACGUUCCGGAAGUUACAUUGAUAGUGAUACGAAAUCUAGUCUGCCUGUUAUUCUGCCUUUGGGGUCUCAAGACGCAACUUCCAACAAGCUUGCUCUAAAGAUCAGUACGCGACAAGAACCUGAGAACAAAGGAUACGGUUCUAUGAUCGAAACGACAAAUCUAAGCAGCUCUGAAAAUUCACCGGACAGUACUUUGGACAGUGGUGCCGCAACAAUGACCAUCACCUCAUCUGAUAGUGGGCCGAUGAGUGAUGUCACACCAAGUGAAGUCAGCAAUGGGAUUAGUGAUAAGAGAACAGUUUAUACGUUCGAUGAGAACGAUUUCAACAUCAAAACUAGCGACAAUGUUUCUAGUGAUUUGGACUCUAAGACACCAACAUCCAAUCUUAGUACUCCUCUUUCUCUGAGUCCGAAGAAAACCAUGUUAGCAGAUACCCGACUGCACAUAAGUUUUUCCGAUGACGACAACACGGAAAACUCUGAAGAUUCUGGUGUGCCGCAGCAGGCUCAGAUAGUAGACUCAUUAACUUUUGAAGACUUUGACAACUUGAGUUCUGGUUAA